Frieseomelitta varia is the source of this 1722-nucleotide messenger RNA. RefSeq names its product C-factor (gene sni). Bases 138 to 884 code for a protein of 248 amino acids. The transcript is spliced from 5 exons. The record is from RefSeq and is a predicted model, not a curated record. NCBI's taxonomy places the organism in Eukaryota, Metazoa, Arthropoda, Insecta, Hymenoptera, Apidae.
CGGCCACGUGACGUCACCCUGAUGACACUCGUGUUUCACAAUAUAUAAUAAAAUUUUUUUCACGAGACACGAGCGUGUUCGAACAACCGGCCACAAAGAAAAAAAAAAAAUACCCCGAAAGGAGAUCACGACACGAAAUGAAGUCUAUAUUAAUCACUGGUUGCAAUCGUGGACUUGGUCUGGGUUUAGUGAAACACCUGGUAAAAUCGUCAAAACCACCGGAGAAUAUCUUCGCAACUUGCCGAGACGCGAGUAAAGCAAGGGAAUUGACUAUAUUGGCUGAGAAUUCGAAAAACGUUCAUAUCAUCGAGAUAGAUUUAGUCAAUACAAAAGACUAUAAUAAAAUAGUAAAAAUUGUGGGUGAAAAAGUGGGCAAUGCAGGAUUAAAUGUUUUGUUCAAUAAUGCCGGAGUUAGUCCAAAAUUUACAAGACUUAAUUUUGUAAAAAAGGAACAGCUUACAGAAACAUUUUUUGUAAACAGUGUAGCACCAAUUUUGUUAACAAAGACAGUUUUACCAUUAUUAAGAAUAGCAUCUGAUAAUUUUGCAAACAAAUCAGAAAUGAGUGUUAAUAGAUCUGCAGUUAUUAACAUGUCCUCAGUUCUUGGGAGUAUUACUGACAAUAAUCAAGGUGGAUAUUAUCCUUAUAGAUGUAGCAAGGCAGCACUUAAUGCGGCUACAAAGUCAAUGAGUAUUGAUUUAAAGGAGAAUGGAAUUCUUGUCACUUGUUUACAUCCUGGUUGGGUUCGUACUGAUAUGGGAGGGAACAAUGCACCCAUGGAUAUUGAUACUAGUGUUACUAAUAUCUUGACUACAUUAAAUUUAUUAACUCAAGAACAUACAGGUUGUUUUAUUCAAUAUGAUGGGAAAAUUUUACCUUGGUAAAUAAAAAUUUUAUACAGAUUUUACAGUUAAUCCUUAAUCAUUUACAUUUGAUACAAUUUAAAAAAUAUAUUUUUGAUGGUUUUUUAUUAAUUUAGUUGUUCAGUUUUUAUAUCAGAGAUAAAAAGUAAUCAUAUAAAUAUUAUUCUCCUUUUUUUAAGAUUAUGCAUAAUACAAACAUAAUUUAUUAUAUAAUAUGUUUACAAAAUAUCAUAAAUUUAAAACUUUAAAACAACUGAAUAGAACAAUUUAUAAACAACUUACAUUACAUAACAAAAUCUCAAAUAUUAUAUUUAACAUAUAAUGUUAAUUGAAAGUAUAUUCAAUUUAUAAUUUAAUUUAAUAUAAAGAUUUUAAGAUUCGUAAAUAUAAAAAGCCGGUUUGGUUUCAUUUGUUAUGAGAUAUUUGUUAUGAUGUAGAUCAAAGGUAUUAAAAAAGACAUUGAAUUUUGUUUCAUAUUCAGAUAUUUUUCUGUACAUAAUCCAUAACAUACAGAUAUUAAAAUAAUAAACAAGAAUUCAUAUAUACAGUUAUCAUACAAAAACGAUAAUAAUUGGCUAUAUAAUGAAACAUUUUUUUCUUUUUUGAUUCCUUUUUUUAAUGAAUGUAGGUCAUUUAAACAUUAUAUAUUUUAAGUACAAUUAUUCCUGAACAAAUGAAAAUGAUUAAGUGAUAAUUCCAUUAAAAUAUUUUUAUACUUUCUUAAAAACUUAUGUAAAUGUAAAAUCAAACAUUCAGAGUUGUAUUGUUUUAUUUGUAAGUGUCAAAGCAUAUUUUGUACAUUUCAUGGUGCUAUAACAUAACUUCAGGGAAUGCAAGUUUUCUAAAAUAUAAAAUUGCA